AUGUGUGAUAAAAUUUCUGCGUCUAUUUUGACAUUACCUAUUGAACUUGUCUAUCGCAUUUUGGAUAAUCUCAAUGACCUGACAAUUUUAUGCUCAGUUCGUAAUGUUUGUACACGACUUAAUGCGAUCACUGACACAUAUCAUCGAUACCAGACACUCACUACACUCGAGUUUCGCUGGCAUCAAUUGCAAGAGCAAGAGAUACAGCAUCUUGCUAAUGUUCUCAUAGGCAACACGACAAUCACCACCCUCAACCUGUAUAAUACUCCAAUCGGAGACCAAGGAAUGCAGUAUCUUGCUAAUGCGCUCGCAGACAACAGGGCAAUUACCACACUCAACCUGUAUGAUGCUCGAAUUGGAGACCAAGGGAUGCAGUAUCUUGCUGAUGCGCUCGCAAACAACAGGACACUCACAAUGAUCGACCUUAGCAACAAUAAAAUCCAAGACCAGGGAGCACACUAUCUUGCUAAUGCUCUCACAGAAAACACAACGCUCACCACACUCAGCCUGUAUAAUGAUCAAAUCGGCGACCAAGAGGGACAACAUUUUGCUAAUACUCUCAGAAACAAUACAAUACUCACCACACUCAUACUUAGCAACAAUAGAAUUGAAGACCUAGGAGCACAACAUAUUGCCACUGCUCUCAUAAGUAACAAGACACUCAUCACACUCAGCCUUCAAGGUAACCUUAUCGGAAACCGAGGAGCACACCAUCUUGGCAAUGCUCUCACAAACAACAAGACACUUAUCACACUCAACCUUCAAGAUAAUCUAAUUGCAGCCGAAGGUGCACAGCAUCUUACCAAUGCCCUCAUAAACAACACAACACUCACUACCCUUCAACUUAGAGGUAAUGGAGUCGGAGUCAAAGGGACACAGCAUCUUGCUAAUGCUCUCACAAACAACAUGGCACUCACCACGCUGAACCUUAGAGGUAAUGGAAUUGAAGUCGAAGGGGUACAGUAUCUUGCUGUUGCUCUCACAAACAACACGACACUCACGACACUCAAUCUUGGAUAUAAUGGAAUCAGAGAUUCAGGCGCACAAUAUCUUGCCAAUAGUCUCAGUAGCAAUACAAUACUCACAACACUCGACCUUGGACAUAAUCGAAUCAGAGAUUCAGGCGCACAAGAUCUUGCUAAUAGUCUCAGUAGCAAUACAACACUCACCACACUCGCCCUUACACACAAUCGAAUCGGAGACGAAGGAGCACAGCAUAUUGCCAAUGCUCUCAAAAACAACACAACACUCACCACACUCGACCUUAGUAGGAAUGAAAUCCAAGACCAAGGGGUAGAGCAUAUUGCUAAUGCUCUCACAAGCAACAUGACACUAAUCACACUCAGCGUUGCAACUAAUCGAAUCGGAGAGCAAGGACAACGACGAGCAAUAGAAAUUCUGAACGGAAACAAAGUGAACAAAGCAACCAACAGUCCUCGACAAUCAAUACAAGAAUAUCGUUUUCAACAGCGAUUGGCAAAAAUAAGACAAAAAAUGGUAAUAGCCACAGCCAUGCCAACGAACAGCAGGACUCGAGAACAAAUGACAGAGACCAUUGAAAACGAUACUAUUCAAAAUAUAUCAUCUGAAAUUAAAGAGAAUGAUUCAGAUAAGGCGACUGAUAAUCAUAUUCGUGAUAAUAACAAUAAUCAAAAUGGCAUUAGUACUAUAUCUAUUGAUGCUGUUCGAGAUUCAACAUCAACUACCAGUAGUACUAGACAACAAACACCAAGUUCAACAACAAAAGAUGAAUAUAAAUAUACAGGUGAUAUCUAUGAAGAUAAAAAACAUGGCAAAGGUAUUUUAACUUGGUCUGAUGGUCAAAUAUAUACAGGCGCAUUUUUUGCUGAUAGACGACAUGGAUUUGGAAUUUCUCAUAAUCCAAAUAUUUCUGAAUUCAAGGGUUUAUAUUGUCAUGAUGAACGAUUCGGUCCAGGUAUAUUAAUUUAUGAAUCUCUACAAUGUGCUGAUGUUGGUUUAUGGUUAAAUGAAGAUCUGAUUCGUUUACUUUAUUCUCAUCCAAAACUUACAAUAGAUAUACAUAUAACAGAUAAAAAAUCUCUAAAUUCAUCUUCACUUAUUAUUCCAUCAUGGUAUUCACCACAUGAAUUACUUUCAACUAUAUAUAAUCAUGAUUAUUUAUUAAAAAAGAAAUCUCCAACACUCUUUUGUAAUAAUAUUCAAGAUGAAAAUUCAUUAUUAACUCGAUAUAUUAUUGAACAUGUUGAUCGUGUACAAGAAACAAUGCAAGAUAAACGUGAACAAUUAAAUGCUUAUUUAUCGAGUAUUUAUGAAAAAAAUGAUGAACAAAUAUUAAAAAAUAAAAUUUUAAAAGAACGAACUCCAGAUAUAUUACCACCUAAUGAAACACAUGAACAACAACAAUUAUAUUAUUAUGUUAAUAAAUUUUGGCCAUUUAAACAGCGAGCAUCAUUUCCUAUUGAGGAUAUUUUUUCUAAUACUCGUUCUUCGUUUCCUAAUCCAGGUCCAUUAGAAAAUGCUUCAUUAAAUCUAUUUGAAUUAUCAUUUAAUGGUCAAGAAAAAGAUGUACGUAAUCUUCUAAUGCAGCGACUUGCAUAUGUUGAUGUAUGUGAUUCACAUGGUUUAACUGCAUUACAUUUUGCUACUUAUAACGUACACAUAAACGUUGUUAAUGUUCUUCUUGAUUUUGGUGCUAAUGUUAAUCAAUUAUCAGAUGAUGGUUUAACUCCACUUGCUCUUGCUUUUCUUCUUUAUUAUGGUAAUGAUCCUCAACAAACAAUUAAUACAGCUUUAGAACAUAGAGAUCCUGUUAUAUUAAAUCCUCGAACAUCAAAUUCAACAGAAACAAAUACAAUGACAUCAUCGAAACAAAAUAUAACAAAUUCUUCGAAUAAUUUUAAAAAUGAUUCAACUAUUACCGAUGAAGCAAAAUUUUUAUCAUCAUUAGAAUCAAUGAAAAUAAAUGAUGCAGAAAAAAAGAAUUCAUAUGGAUAUGAACUAACAGAUAAUCUUCGUGAACGUAUUCGUGAUGAAAAAUUUCGUGAAUCUAUUUAUUCACUUAUUGUACUUCUUCUUCGUCGUGGUGCUGAUCCAUCACUUAGUGAUUGGCCUUUACCUGUACUUGCAUUAGCUGUUCGAGCUGGUGAUAAACAUAUGGUUGAAUUCUUAUUAAAGACAAAAGCUCAAGUUAAUUGUCAAUUAGAUCCUAUUCGUCAUGCAAGUUUAACUCCAUUACAUAUUGCUUGUGGUUCUUCAUCGAAAUAUGCAAUUGAUAUUAUUCGACUAUUAUUAGAAUAUGGUGCUGAUGUUAAUGCUGAAUCAUUAUCGGGUAAUAAAGAAUAUUUUUCACUUAUUGAUCCACUUAUUAUCAAUUCGAAUAAAAAAAUUGAUAUUCAACAACAACAUGGUCGUACACCUUUACAUAUAGCAUGUACACGAGAAGCAACAUCAGAUACAUUAGAUAUUGUUCGACUUCUUCUUGAAUAUCAAGCAAAUCCAAAUUCUGUUUGUAAUGGUCAAACACCACUUACACUUGCUAUUGCUUUGGGCAAUCAACCUUUAGUUGAUUUACUUCUCAAUCAUGAAACUACUGAUCCAUCAACAACACUUGGUUUAGGAAAUGGAAAUGCAUUAUGUACUAUAUUAUCAACAUUUUAUGAACCUGGUUGGACUUAUACAAAACGAUUACAAUUAAUUGAACGUCUUAUAGAAAAAAAUCCUAAAGUUUUUUAUCCAAUUCGAUUUGGUCCAAAAAAUACUUUAGGUUCAUCAGUUGAUUUUGCUCAUUUUAUGUAUUCAGCUGAUACUCGAAUAUCUCAAACUCCAUAUCAUCAAUUAACAACUCAAGAACGUGUUAUACAUAGUGAAAGAAAAGAAUUACUUGCUUAUAUAGCUAAACGAUUUCGAGAAGAAACUCCAAAACAUGAUGAAUUUUUACGUUUACCAACACCAACAUUAGAUGGUCAUAAUCAAACAUCAAGUCCUGCUAAUUUAUUUGCACAAAGUGCCAUAUCACGAGCUCAUUCAUUGCUGACAGAAAAAACUUCUGAUGAUAAUUCAAAUAUUAGAAUAACUGGUCAAUUUCGUUAUUGUGCUACAUGUGGCCGAAGCACUGGUGUACGACUUACUCUUUGUAAACGUUGUCAAAAAACAUCAUUUUGUUCAAAAGCAUGUAAAAUAAAUGGAUGGAAUAAUUUUCAUCGAUAUGAAUGUCUUUCAUCACCAACUCCAACUAGUCCAUUAGAAAGAACAAUUAUAACAACGAAGAGUAUGUCAACAAAAACUAAGUUGCCUAGUAUUCGUUCGGGUACCAAUCAAACGGAUCGUUCACAUUUUCAAAAUGUUGAAACGCGUUUUGAGGAUUUUACAAGUUUGGAUCGUGCAUUAUUCAAAGACAGUGUUUUAGCAAUUAAAACUCCACCAAAAACAAAUAAUAAUAAUAGUCGAUUACCACCACUUUCAACAGCAAAAUUAUUACGACAAAAACGAUUGAAAAAACUUGGAAAAUUAACUGGAAAUGUAUCAUCAAUGUUACCAAUUUCAUUGGAUGGUAUUCAAUUAUCAUGGAAUUCUACAUAUAAUGCACCGGAAAAUUACAGUUUUAAUUAA
Messenger RNA from Rotaria sordida, 4590 nucleotides. Lineage: Eukaryota; Metazoa; Rotifera; Eurotatoria; Philodinida; Philodinidae. The record is from the annotation of a GenBank genome assembly.